Molecule: messenger RNA, 342 nt
Organism: Penicillium concentricum
Lineage: Eukaryota; Fungi; Ascomycota; Eurotiomycetes; Eurotiales; Aspergillaceae
Exons: 1
Coding region: 1-342 (113 amino acids)
Source: RefSeq, a predicted model, not a curated record
AUGUCGACUGAAUGGUCUUUGGACUUCUGCUUGGUCUGUGACCGUCAAACUUUGGGUGCUCCCUACUGUUCCCAAACCUGCCGUCUAGCGGAGUUGGACGAGAUAUCCGGAAUAUCACGAAGAUCGAGCGCAGCCUCUACACAUUGGUCUGAGAUCAACCAAGCCCAAACUCAAGCUUCAGAUACCUCUCUCCUAUCUGCCUCCUCAUCUCAAACCUCACUCUCUUCACUAAAGGCCACAUCCAAUUCCAAUGUGGCCGACCGCCUCCAGGAUGAAUUGCGUGAUUACGCAUCUUCCUUCGACCAAGUCCGCGACCUGAAACGGCGCAUGACUACCACAUAA